AUGACUGUCGAGUCUAUCGCAUCACUAACUACCCCAAUGCAAGCGUCACAGCUUAGAAUUGGAAAGUAUUGUCUCUUUCAACAACACCCUUGUAAAGUUGUUGAUAUGUCCUCAUCAGGUACCGGAAAACAUGGAAAAUGUAAGAUCCACUUUGUUGGAAUCGACAUCUUCACCGGUAAGAGAUACGAGCACAGCAUUAGCUCAGUCAAGAAUUUGGAAUCUCCAACUGUAGAUGUAUUUGAAUAUCAAUUGAUUAAUAUCGAAGAUGAAUUUUUAUCUCUUUUGGAUUUGAAAUCUGGAACAAUCAGAAAUGAUUUGAAGUUACCAGUAGCCCAGGAGCUCCGUCAGAAAAUCAUCAAACUUUUCGAUGACUCUGCGGAGAUAACACUCUCUGUUAUUUCCUCUAUGGGUCAAGAAGAAGUAAUCUCCUACAAGCAAUUGGAUGGAUUUUUAGUUUGUAAAAGAUUGUUUGAAGAACGUGAUAAAUAUCUAUAUUUUAAUACCGGUCAUAUAAAUAUCCUUCAUCAAAUAGAGAAAGAAGAUGAAGAAGUAGUAAAAAAUAGAUAUUAUAAUGGAAUAUUCAAAUUGAAAUCAUAUCAAUCAUUAAUAAAAAGAUCAUUCAAUCAAAAUAGUAAUAUUUGUUUCGAAGAAAAAGAAGAAGAUAUUUUCGAUUUGAAUGAAUACGAUGAAGAUGAUUUAAAGAAUCUCUAUCGAAUGAUAUCGAAUUCAAAUGUGUUCAGCCUCAAAGGAAUAUCAAGUUUACCAAGUGCAUUGCCAAUGAAUCUGACAUCGAUAAAAUUUGGUCCAGAGUUCGAUGAGCCAUUUUUGGCAGAAUUUUUGUGGUGUAAAUUGAAAUCUGCUGAGUUAGGUCUCUAUAGGAUUCAAGACACCAAGGAAUUCUUGAUCGAAGUUGUAUUGUAUAUAGAAGUAACUAUUCAAUCAAUUGUUGAACAAUUAAAUAAAAAGUAA
Messenger RNA from Heterostelium album PN500, 969 nucleotides. RefSeq names its product Eukaryotic translation initiation factor 5A. The coding region runs from base 1 to 969 and encodes 322 amino acids. The record is from RefSeq and is a predicted model, not a curated record. NCBI's taxonomy places the organism in Eukaryota, Evosea, Eumycetozoa, Acytosteliales, Acytosteliaceae. Gene Ontology annotation, molecular function: RNA binding; translation elongation factor activity; ribosome binding. The transcript has 6 exons. Gene Ontology annotation, biological process: positive regulation of translational termination; positive regulation of translational elongation.